Molecule: messenger RNA, 2281 nt
Organism: Empidonax traillii (willow flycatcher)
Lineage: Eukaryota; Metazoa; Chordata; Aves; Passeriformes; Tyrannidae
Gene: HIC2
Product: HIC ZBTB transcriptional repressor 2
Exons: 3
Coding region: 498-2210 (570 amino acids)
Biological process (GO): regulation of transcription by RNA polymerase II
Cellular component (GO): nucleus
Molecular function (GO): DNA-binding transcription factor activity, RNA polymerase II-specific; RNA polymerase II cis-regulatory region sequence-specific DNA binding; protein binding
Source: RefSeq, a predicted model, not a curated record
CGGAGCCGAUGCUGUUCCACACUGGCACAGCAAUUGCUUAGCUGCUGCUUUCCCUGUCUCUCCUUGUUCCGCUCUUUCUUCUUCUUCCCUCUCUUUCUCUCCUCUCUCCCUCUCUCUCUCCUCUUCUUUUUUUCAUUUUGGCUUCUAUUCAAAUGUGGGUCAGGGGUGAGCGGCUCCCAACGUCACAAGCUUGCAAGAUGGCGCUGGGAGGAAGGCUGUGAGAUGAGGAACAGGCUGGUAUAAACCGAGAGGACAGGAGAGGGAGAGGAGGAGAGGGGAAGGGGAAGAAAAGCUGCUGCUCCAGAUGCAAUAAGAAGCGUCCCUGCUGGUUCUCCAUUCUGCAUCCGUGCAGCCACGUUCUAUUGAUGGCCUGUUGUGAUUUCAAUGGAACAUCAUGGGAUGUACCUGGCACGUCGGGCAGCACUGGAUGGAGGUGCCUUUAGCCCAAUGUACCUGGCAUGGUGGUAAGGUGAAGGUGAGAGGAAGAGAAGGUGGAGAUGGAACUGCCAAAUCAUGCCAAACAACUGCUACUGCAGCUGAACCAGCAACGAGCCAAAGGUUUCCUCUGUGAUGUGAUCAUCGUGGUAGAAAAUGCCCUGUUUCGCGCCCAUAAGAACAUCCUGGCAGCCAGCAGCAUGUAUUUCAAAUCCCUUGUCCUGCAUGACAACCUGAUAAACUUAGACACGGACAUGGUGAACCCCACCGUGUUCCGGCAGAUCCUGGACUUUAUUUAUACUGGUAAGCUCUUAACGACUGACCAGCCUGGUGAACAGAACUUUAACGCUCUCCUCACCGCAGCAAGCUACCUCCAACUGCACGACCUGGCAGCUCUCUGCAGAAAGAAGCUGAAGCGGAACGGCAAGUCCUUUGCUGGCAAGGCCGGUGGCCUUGGUGUCGGGAGAUCUGCCAGGAGUCAAAGACUUUCCACUGCUUCAGUCAUCCAAGCUCGCUAUUCAGGGUCAAACGAGGGGUUGAAGGGCUCGCACUCAAAGGAGCUGUCAAAGGGAAAGCUCUCCGAUGACGAGGUCUUCAUCAGCAGCUCCAACCAAGAGAACUGUCACUCCUUAAGCAGGGGAGCCAGCAAGAACGGCGGUGGGGGCAGCAGCGCCAACGGGAGCACCGGUGACCAGGAGCUCGGCCUCGACCUGUCCAAGAAAAGCCCGUCGCUCCCUGUCGCAGCCUCCCACGAUGACACGCAGCACAGCGAAAGCCAGCACGGCUCUCCCCAAUCUGCCUCAGCCCCUGCAGCCAACAGUGCCUCAUCGUUCGACGAGUCCGGGGUCGGAGCCCCGCACAGCAUGGCGGACAGCAGCGACCCCAUGGAGAUGGAUCUGAGCGAGGAGUGCCACCACGCCCUGACGGAGGGCAGCCAGCGCAAGGGCCUCCGGCACUCGUCCCGCAAGAAGGAGUGGAUCAAGAAGGACAACGCCUUCGACCGGAAGGAGGGGAGCAAAGACAGGGACGAGGGCGAAGGGCUGCCCAAUGGUAUUCUGCUGGGGCCCUUGUCCAAGUCUGUGGAGAGGAGUCUGGCCGGGGCCUACGGCGCAGACCUGCCCUACCCCUGUAAGGAGGAGGUGGAAAACGGCAAGGAGAACAGUGACGACAGUGGCCAGAGCGAGAGCGAGAGCGGCGGCCACACCAGUGCCAACUACGUCUACCGGCAGGAGGGGUUCGAGCCAGUGGCCUACGGUGACAACCUGUACGUCUGCAUCCCCUGUGGCAAAGGCUUCCCGAGCUCGGAGCAGCUCAACGCCCACGUGGAAACGCACACCGAGGAAGACCUUUACAUCAAGGAGGAAGGCACAUACGGCAGCAAGGAUGAAGCCGAGGAUUUGUCCAACCCCAACCAAUCCUACGCUGCGGAGUCCCGGCCCUUCAAGUGCUCAGUGUGUGAGAAGAGCUACAAGGAUCCAGCCACGCUGCGGCAGCACGAGAAGACUCACUGGCUGACGCGGCCCUUCCCUUGCAACAUCUGCGGCAAGAUGUUCACGCAGCGGGGCACCAUGACACGGCACAUGCGCAGCCACCUGGGGCUCAAGCCCUUUGCCUGCGAGGAAUGUGGGAUGCGCUUUACCCGGCAGUACCGACUAACAGAGCAUAUGCGUGUCCACUCAGGAGAAAAACCUUACGAAUGUCAACUGUGUGGUGGGAAAUUCACCCAGCAGCGCAAUCUGAUCAGCCACCUGCGAAUGCAUACCUCUCCCACAUAAGCCAAAGACUCCAGAAUGAGCUUCGAGCCCAUCCGCAGUGAUUUACCUUUCUGUAGACUUGCUGCUUAAAA